CAGAGAGAGAGAGAGAGACGUAUAAAGAGACACACAGACAGAAUCAGACAGACAGGAAACCUGUCGAUACAGCAGAUCAAACAGGAAGCAGAUGUUUGACAGAAGGGUGUGAUCCGGUCGGUGUGUGGGACACUUCAGGAAUCAUGGAACGGGGUUGAAUCGGAUGAAUCGGAGCACUCUGGAGCGCCGGCAUGUCUGUGGGCCCCGGGGCCAAAGAGCUCGCUCAUCUGAGGGACACCGUCCCAAGUGAACACACCCCGGUCACAGCAGACGUCCUGAAGGAUCCGGGUCAGCUGAUUGGUCCGGUCGGCCUUCAAACGCUGCUGGACCUGCUGGUGGGAGUUUAUCAGGAGUUUCGCUCGUCUGCGCUGGCGAGAGAAAAACACGUCAACAGAUUCCUGCAGUGGGCGGAGCCUCUGGUCAGACAGGUGAAGAAGACACGCAUCAGCAGAGAUGACUUCGACAUCUUGAAGGUGAUUGGCCGAGGAACGUUCAGCGAGGUGGCACUGGCCAGAAUGCGUCACACAAAGCAGAUUUAUGCGCUGAAAAUAAUGAACAAGUGGGACAUGCUGAAGCGUGGAGAGACAGCAUGUUAUCAGGAGGAGAGAGAGGUUUUACUGAAGGGAGAUCGUCGCUGGAUCACUGAGCUGCAUUACUCUUUCCAGGACGACAAUUACCUCUAUCUAGUGAUGGACUACUAUGUCGGUGGAGAUUUUCUAACGUUGUUGAGUAAGUUUGGUGAUCGUGUCCCGGAGGAACUGGCUCAGUUUUAUCUGGCUGAGAUGGUGAUGGCCAUCGACUCUGUUCACAGACUGGGUUAUGUGCACAGAGACAUAAAGCCUGAUAACAUCCUGUUGACGGCAGACGGUCAUGUGAGAUUGGGGGAUUUUGGCUCAUGUCUCCGGAUGGAGGAUGAUGGACAGAUUCACUCGUCUCUGGCCGUCGGCACUCCAGAUUAUCUCUCUCCAGAGAUCCUGCGGGCACUGGAGGGUGCGGGCGGGUACGGCAUCGAGUGUGACUGGUGGGCUCUGGGCGUGUGUGCGUACGAGAUGCUGAUCGGCAACACGCCGUUUUAUGCAGAGUCCAUUUCUGAGACCUACGCUAAAAUCAUACAUUUCAAGGAUUACUUUGAGUUUCCUGCGGCGAGCUGCGACGUGUCCGAAGAGGCGCGUUCACUGAUCACGGGUCUGAUCUGUGACAGGACAGAGAGACUGGGUACACACGGUUCUGCAGACUUCAGAAAACAUCCGUUCUUCUGUGGUUUGGACUGGAGCUCUCUUCAUCUGCUUCCUGCUCCAUACCAGCCCGAAGUGUCCAACGCCACAGACACAUCCAACUUCGAUGUGCUGGAUGACAGUCUCAGUGAGAUGGAGAGCUUUAGUGAUGUCAUGGAGAGCGUUCCGGUCGGAGUUCAUCUGGCGUUUGUGGGUUACUCAUACACAGCCACCAGAGAGACCGGUGCACUGGACCGCAGCGGUGACAUCAUGAUGGAGAUCGACCAACAGCUGGAGAGAGAUCAUCUAAAACUGAAUCAGGUGUUGCAGCUCAGAGACUCGAUCUCUGCUGUGGUGACAUCAGCACCAGAACUUCCUCCAGAACAUAACAAACUAGACCGGACCAGCACUACAGAGACGGAGGAGAACGCGGCACAAGUUGAAGAUCUGCAGAGGCGGUUACAGGAAGCUGAACGGAGAAACACAGAAUUGGAGCAGGAGAUAUCGGCACUACGAGAGGAGAUUCACAGACUGACACCCAACAAAGACCAAAAGCUGUGUUUGUUGUGCCCACCGCUGCACUCUGUGCCCGUUCGCUGUCUGGACCCCGUGCGGGAUAGCUCAGCGGCGCCACCUGCCUGCCAUUACCCGCUAGUGACAGCGAGACACCGCCACCUACUGCUGUUCAACAGGGUGAGAAGGCCGCAGGUUACGUGUGAGUCGUAUUUGUUAGUGUGCGCUGAGGGGGCAGAACUCACGCUGUGGCAGCGAUACUGCUCUUCUGAACUCUCCUGAACGACACUUAAUAACACACAACAGCAGAGCAGCACAACUGAAACUCUUGUGUCAUUUCUGCACCAAACGGAGUUAUGAUGUCAUAUUAAUUGACCAAUAAAUAUUACAUUAAUUAAGGAAAUUAAUAUAAAUGUCAGGGGGCAAAUAUCAUUUCUGACAGACAGCAUCAAGUUUUGCACUUUGUAUUUCCAGUUGAGCACAAAUAAUGCUGAAAUGUUGUAUUGAUAUAGUUUGUUUACAGUGUGUUGUUGUGCUUUUGCUUUGUCAUUAGGUUGAUGUGUGUUUUAAUAUAAACGGUGAUGUUAACAUUAUCUGCUGUGUGAUGCAAUAGAACACUGUGUGCAUGAGGUCACAUUCUCUUGUUCUCAAACACUGAUUAUCACUUCAUUAUUUUGGAGAAUUUGUGAUUGUUCUGUACAAAAAACAAGUACAAAUAUAUAUAAGUUUUGCGUGAAUAACUUUGAAAUAAAGCUGCAUUAUUUAUUUGGGGAAAUGUGUGUUAUUUAACAGACGCUUAUUUAAAUAAACUUAC
Molecule: messenger RNA, 2541 nt
Organism: Xyrauchen texanus (razorback sucker)
Lineage: Eukaryota; Metazoa; Chordata; Actinopteri; Cypriniformes; Catostomidae
Product: myotonin-protein kinase
Exons: 15
Coding region: 192-2009 (605 amino acids)
Biological process (GO): peptidyl-threonine phosphorylation; actomyosin structure organization
Cellular component (GO): cytoplasm; cytoskeleton
Molecular function (GO): ATP binding; protein serine/threonine kinase activity
Source: RefSeq, a predicted model, not a curated record